Messenger RNA from Bactrocera tryoni, 1848 nucleotides. RefSeq lists its product as uncharacterized. The transcript is spliced from 3 exons. The record is from RefSeq and is a predicted model, not a curated record. Bases 855 to 1358 code for a protein of 167 amino acids. Lineage: Eukaryota; Metazoa; Arthropoda; Insecta; Diptera; Tephritidae.
UUUCAUUACGGGGUGUUUGUAACAUUUCGUUACGACGUGCUUGAAUGCCCUGUAUAUCUUUGAUUUCAAAUCUUUGUACAUAUACAGGACAACCCCUGUAGUUAGCAGUGUGAUUUCAUCCACAAUUGCUGCAUUUCUUUUUAAUCCUCUUUUUUAAGAGUACAUUUUGAAGUAGGAUAUAGAUUACCACACAGACACCGCGUAGAGUGCAAUAUGCUUUCGUGUGUCCAUACUCUUUGCAGUCUGUACAUUGUACUGGACCAUUUCUCUUAUGUGGUUCCUCAACAAUGAUUCUGCGAUGGAGCAGAUAUUUUAAAUUAUAAAACAGGUGUAUUUAAUUUUUCUUUGGUUGCUUAGAAUUUGACAUCAAAUCUAUUUUGAACAUUGGUUAAAAAUAUUUACUACUGGUUUAACCCUUUCAGACCGUGAUGCAUCAAUUGUGCGGUCAAGUUUCAAUGUCAAGAUCUCUACUAUUUAUGCACGUAUGUUAAAAAGGCCGAAAUGCAUCGAUUGUGCUGAUUAUUGUGUAUCUUUUCUUUUUGCACUGUUUCGCUAUUCGGUUUACCGUUAUCCACGUGGUGAUGAAAUUCUUAAGUCGUAUUUCGAUUUUUUCAAAGAGAGCUGCGGCAGUAAGUUGUAUUUAAUAUUAUUAAAAUAUUAUUAGUGAAAAAAUAGUGAAGAGUGCACAUUAUAACUAAAAAAAAUAGUAAGUUCUAAUAUUUAAAAUGAAUAGGAGUGAUUCAAUGCAAAGUAAGUAUGUUUUAGCCGUACUUUUCAACAAGUGCAUCAAUUGUGCGUAUCAGGUCUUAAGUAACUAAACACAAGUGCUUUUUAUUGCAUUUCAUUUCAAAUAAAUGCUUACAGAUGAUGAUAUUUUGGCAGUGCUAGAGGCCUCAGACGCCCCCGAUUUUAGCAGCGAUGAUGAAGAACGAGACAAAAAUUAUGAGCCAUCGGACAGCACCGACAAUGAAGGCGAGGAAGAAGCAGAUAUUGAAAGAAACGUAGGUGCAGUGCUUCCUGAGUUAGGUCACGAAGAAAAUAAUGAACCGAGUUCAAGUCGUCGACCGAUUUGGAGAAGGAAAUCUUUUUGCCAACCAAUUAUCGAUAUGCCUGUUGCAGAGGAAGUUGUAAGUCGAAAAAUUGUAGACUAUGCAGUAGAUACGCCCACACCUCUAGAAUAUUUCGCUAAAUAUUUUGAUAACGUAUUUUUCGAAAAUGCGGCUAAUUGCACUAAUAGAUACGAAUUUGCGAAUGCAGGUGGCAUGUUAAAAACAACCACUAAGGAAAUCAAAAACUUUUUUGGAAUGCACAUUGCAAUGGGUUGCAUUCACUUUCCUAGAAUUCGAAUGUAUUGUUAGAACAAAUAUAAAAUUCCACUGGUAGCGGAAACAAUGACUCGCGACAGAUUUUUUAAGUUAAGAGAAGCAUUCCACGUCGUUUUUCCAAGAGACGUUCCUGAAACCCAAAGAAGACUCAAUAUUUUUUGGAGAGUGCAACCAAUUAUUGAUGCAGUGCGGAAUGUUGUUUAAAAAUUCCAAGAAAAAGGGGGGAGCAUAUUCCAUAGACGAACAAAUGAUACCCUUUACUGGUCGUUGUCCAGUUCGUCAAAGUUUGCCUAACAAACCAAGAGGCGUUGGAUUGAAAAACGAAGUAUUGACCACAUCAGAUGGACUUGUUCUCGAUUUCGAGAUUUAUCAAGGCAAGACAACACCUCUACCAGAGGAAAAUAUUGGAAUCGGUCCCGCGUUUGCUUUGCGUCUGACACAAACCUUACCAAAAGGGUCAAAAGUAUUUUUUGACAGAUACUUUACUACUUUGCCGCUGUUAGAAAAGCUUCUGGAAAAUGGA